AUGUCUCAUAAUUGUCCCCAUUCUUAAAUAAUAUAAAAAUUUUAUUCAGUAUGUUUCAAGACUCUUUAUUAAUUAUAAACUCAGAUUUUGUGUCCAAACGUAAACGUUUGUUGAUAUUCUUAUUGCAUGGAGGAUUUCAAAUCCAAGGCCGUCGGAUGAUCCAGUUUACACCUGAGCUUGCUGCAGAAUUCUAUAAAGACAAAAGUGAAGAUUUAGAUUUUAUGCUUCAUGUAAUUCUUUUGUCAAAAGCUCCCUCGGAAGCUUUGAUUUUAUCUAAAGAAAAUGCAGUGGAAGAUUUGAUCAAAACCUUCUUAUGCUAUUUCGGCAAUUCUGCUGAAAUGGAAAAAUUUGUUCACGCCACCUGUUGCUUAGAAAAAGUUCAAGAAGAAAUUUGUUUUAUUUUUCCCAAUUACAUCUAUGAGCCAAUCAGAUGCCUAGGGCAACAUGACUUUUCAUGCGAUAACCCUUUGAUAUCUUCACAAAUAAUCAAAGUCUACGACUUAGUUGGCAAGCCCGACACUGGUCCACUCAAGAGCUGGAAGCGAAAAUUAGCAGAGUGGCUAAUUCAUUCAAAUAAAGACCUGCCGCAAGUAUCCAAUCAAUGUUCUAAAAAUCCAGCUUUAAAUAUACACGAAAUGGCAGAACAAACAAAAGGAACAGCGCUGCCGUAUAGGCAGGGAGAUCUACAAUCUAAAACUAAGACUUCAAAUUCUUCUGUGGAUUUUGAUAGCGAUGGAACAUCUUUUAGUAUAACAACAUCGUCAUGUGUAACUUGCUCAGGUUUUAGUGGUAGGGAAGAAUAUGUGCAGCAACAACAGUCUCUUACAGAUAUUAUAAACUCCAAAACCGCCCCACUGUCUGCCAUUAAUAGCACAUCUAGCACAACUGGAGUAUCACAAAUUGAUCACGAUAAGGUUAUUGUAGUGGUGACUGAAGAAAUGGAGGAGCAGAAAUCUGAAAUAAUUGAUGAUAGGGAAACAGCAGUGGUUGACGAAUUGGGUAAUCUUCCUGAUGUCAACUCAAAUGAGUCUAAGGAGAGCGCUUACACGGGGUAUCAAAAAACUUCUAUUGUAAUUCCUUCUAACUCUUUCUGUUCUAUACUGGAAUGUUCUAGAAGCAACCAGGCAUAUACCACGGCACCUCUUGCAACAACGAAUGAAGAGGACAUAAGAGUAUUUCGAAAAUCUGGGUAUGAUAAUGCUGGGGAAGCUUUAAAAAGUUAUAAAGACAUCAAAGUCAUGAACGAAGUUAAACAUAUAAUUGGAGAAGUAAACCGAGAUGAUAAUUUGGGAUUUAAAAAAUCUCUUCAGCAGGAAAACCAAGAAGAAUUAUUUACGGAUGAGGGGGAACAAGCCUACAUAUCUCCAGAGCAAAUCGCUGAUUCUGUGUUAGCGGCAGAAGAAGAAUCAAACGCCCUGGCCAUCCAAGAAGAUAUAGAGCAAUAUUCGAAUGAAAAUGAAUAAGAGUUUAGUCAAAAUAUAUUUGUAAGCCUUAUUUGGGAUUUUUAUUGUCAAGUUAUGCCAAUCCACUUUAUUCUAAAUCGAUAAAUUCUCAAAAUCCUUCUAUAACUAUUAAAUGGAUAAAAAUAAUUCUAA
Messenger RNA from Stomoxys calcitrans (stable fly), 1595 nucleotides. RefSeq lists its product as uncharacterized. The record is from RefSeq and is a predicted model, not a curated record. Bases 51 to 1463 code for a protein of 470 amino acids. Gene Ontology annotation, biological process: negative regulation of oxidative stress-induced intrinsic apoptotic signaling pathway. The transcript has 3 exons. NCBI's taxonomy places the organism in Eukaryota, Metazoa, Arthropoda, Insecta, Diptera, Muscidae.